CCAGGAGGAGCCAGUAAAGCUCCUCGACACCCAGACUGGAAGCUUCAUCUCCCCCGGUCCUCACUGACCACCAGCAGCAGCAACAGCCGCCUUUCCCCCUGCAUUUCUCCGGGGGGGUCUGACCAGGCUUUGGUACAGCGACGCUCAUGCGUAUGAACCCUCCCGUGCGCCCGUGGGAAUAAGGCACCGAGCGAUGUCGGCGCCGGGUUCCACCAACCUGGGCAGCUCCGUCGGCUACAGCCAGAGCCCGACGCCGAACGGUGGAGCUGCGCCGCCCCGUCAGAACGGUCCGGCACAGACAUACCCCUCCGUGUAUCCACCUACAGGCUACUACGGAGCCCCACCUCAGCAACAGAGCUACCCCACGACCCAUGCCCACUCCAAUGCUGGUCCUAAUAAAGCGCCCAUUACGAACAGUGCCCACAGUGCUAACUACUACCAGAACAACCAUCAUCAUCACCCUCAUCAGCACCAUCAGCAUCAGCCCCAUCUCCCCCAGCAUCAUGUCACUCCCUCCCCGUACAGUGCUCCCCCGAGCUCGGCCCCUCCUUCUCAGCCAUAUGCCACACUCCCCUCUUCAGCGCCACCUCCACCAUCAAACGCCCAGUACAACCCGCAGCAGCCAGUCCAGCAGCAGCAGCAUCCUCCCUACGCCACUCCAGGCUCCUACUAUGGACAGCAGCACUCGUACCACGCUCCCGCGGCGCAGCGCCCUCAACAGCAGAAACAUCCGAGUUUGGUCCCCGUGCCAGCGGGCGGCCCCGGAGCGCCCCUCCACCCCAUCGUUUCGUACCCGUCGGCGCUGGGAAGCAGCCAGUACGGCACCCUGAGCUCCUUGCAGAGCGCCCCCGCGCACGGAGUCAUGCCCACGCAGGUGGGGGCACCCCUGCAUCAGUACAACGCCCCACAGCCAGCCGGCCCAACAACAACACCGGUGCAAGCCGGCGGGUAUGGCGUGGGGCCAAGCGGUCAGAUGGCGCCGACGGUCAAUGGUCAAGGAAGCACAGGCCAGACCACGGUCCACCAACACUACGAUCAAAGCCACCAGGCGCUGCAGAGCUACAACUCCUAUCACGGCGGAGUCACGCACCCUCACCGCGCUGGUGGUGCGGACGCAGACCGACCGCCCUCCAGGACCCCUUCCACCUCUGUUCACUCCUCGCCGGGCCACCACCAAGGCAUGCAAUAUGGAUACGUUGCUAAUAGUGGAGCUAGCUCCGCCUCUGCCACCACCUCAGGCCCAGCGGCAGCAAACCCCUCGUCAUCCAGCUCUGAGGAUGGCGAUGAUGAUGACGAGGAGGAGGAGGAGGAUGAGGAUGAGGAAGCAGGCGGUGAUACUUCCUCCUCCACCACUGGCAGCGCCUCUCCGGUGCCCAACAGCUACGACUCCCUGGAAGGGGGCAACUAUCCAGAUUCCCUGCCACCUUCUGAUGACAUGACCAACCAGGCCCAGCCCUACGGUAGCUAUGGUUACCCAGCCAGCAUGCAGCCGGCCUAUCCACAGGGGCCGACCUCCCACACGGACUCGUCUCCCGCUCACGACCCGUACGGCCCGCCGCCCAGCUACCAGCAGUUCUCCCAGCCAUUCCCGAACAUGUCCCAGCUGUCGGCGGCGCUCGGGGGGCUGAGCGGGGUGCCGGAGCUGGAGGUGGAGGCCCUGAGGCCAGUCAACCUGCUGCAGGAGAGGAACCUGCUGCCCCCCAGGCCCCUGGAGGCCCCUGAACCCAACCUCAGCCCUGACCUCAAGAAGGUCAACUGCAGCCCACAGACGUUCAGGUGUACGCUGACGAGCAUCCCCCAGACACAGGCUCUACUCAACAAGGCCCGGCUCCCCCUGGGUCUGCUGCUCCAUCCCUUCAGAGACCUACAGCAGUUACCGGUGAUCACCUCCAACACGAUCGUGCGCUGUCGCUCCUGUCGCACCUACAUCAACCCGUUCGUCACCUUCCUGGACCAGCGCAGGUGGAAGUGUAACCUCUGUUACCGGGUCAACGAUGUUCCAGACGAGUUCAUGUACAACCCAGUCACCAGGUCGUAUGGCGAACCCCACAAGAGACCCGAGGUUCAAAAUGCCACCGUGGAGUUCAUCGCGUCCUCAGACUACAUGUUGAGACCUCCUCAGCCGUCCGUCUACCUGUUUGUCCUCGACGUGUCUCACAAUGCUGUGGAGGCAGGUUACCUGAAGUACUUCUGUGAAUCACUUCUCGACAACCUGGAUAAGUUGCCCGGGGACACUCGCACCAGGGUGGGCUUCCUCACCUUCGACAGCACCAUCCACUUCUACAACCUCCAGGAGGGAUUAUCACAGCCGCAGAUGCUGGUGGUGUCUGACAUCGAUGAUGUCUUCAUUCCGUCUCACGACAGUCUGAUGGUGAACCUGAAGGAGAGCGCAGAGCUGGUGAAGGACCUGCUGACCUCGCUGCCGGCCAUGUUCAGUCAGACCCGGGAGACCCACAGCGCCCUGGGCCCGGCGCUACAGGCCGCCUUCAAGCUCAUGUCGCCCACCGGCGGCCGCGUCACAGUUUUCCAGACGCAGCUGCCCACGCUGGGCGCCGGCAUGCUCAAAUCACGGGAAGACCCCAACCAGCGAUCGAGUACUAAGGGAGUGCAGCACCUCGGCCCCGCCACGGACUUCUACAAGAAACUGGCUCUGGACUGCUCGGGACAACAGAUCGGGGUGGAUCUCUUCUUGCUCAGCUCGCAGUACGCCGACCUCGCCUCGCUAGCUUGUAUGUCCAAGUAUUCCGCGGGCAGCAUCUUUUACUACCCCUCCUUUCAUCACACCCACAACCCUACUCAGCUGGAGAAGUUCCAGAAGGAUCUCGAGCGCUACCUCACCAGGAAGAUCGGCUUCGAGGCGGUGAUGAGAAUACGCUGCACCAAAGGUUUGUCCAUCCACACGUUCCACGGGAACUUCUUUGUGCGCUCCACCGACCUGCUGUCCCUGGCCAAUGUGAACCCGGACUCCGCCUUCGCUGUCCAGAUGUCAAUCGAAGACUCGCUGGCCGACUCGUCUCUGGCCUGCUUCCAGGCUGCUCUGCUCUACACCUCUAAUAAAGGAAAGAGGCGUAUCCGAGUUCACACUCUGUGUCUGCCGGUGGUCAACCAGCUGAGCGACGUGUACGCCGGGGCCGACGUCCAAGCAAUCACUUGUCUGCUCGCCAACAUGGCCAUCGACCGGUCGAUCACGUCCGGCCUGUCGGACGCCCGCGACGCCCUGGUGAACGCCGUGGUCGACCUGGUGAGCUCCUACAAGAGCAACGUGUCCAACCUGCAGCAGUCGGGCCUCGUCGUCCCGGCCUCCAUGCGCCUCUUCCCCCUCUACAUCCUCGCUCUGCUCAAACAGAAAGCGCUGCGGACGGGCACCAGCACGCGACUGGACGAGCGAGUCUUCGCCAUGUGCGAGUUCAAGACGCAGCCGCUGCAGCAGCUGAUGCAGAUGGUUCAUCCCGACCUGUACAGGCUGGACAACAUGUCGGACCAGGGGGCGCUGCACCUGAACGACACUGUGGUUCCGCAGCCUCACCUGCUCCACCUGGCCGCUGACAGGCUGAGCAGAGAUGGAGCUUUCCUCAUGGACUGUGGCAACGUGUUCUACCUGUGGAUCGGCAAAUGCUGCAACGACAUGUUCAUACGAGACGUUCUGGGCUGCCCCGACUACGCCUCCGUUCCCCCCAACAUGAGUCACAUUCCUGAGCUGGAGACGCUUCUGUCUGAGAGAGUGCGAGCGUUCCUCGACUGGCUGCAGGACAACAGAGCGUUCAGCUCCACGAUACACGUCGUCAAGGACGAUGCUUCGGCUCAGGCCACGUUCUUCCAGCACCUGGUGGAGGAUCGGUCCGAGUCGGCUUCGUCCUACUCUGAAUUCCUGCAGAACGUUCAGCUUCAGAAGUAGACUCCCGACGUUCCCCAGAGAGAAACUCUGGCCAACUAUAGAAUCCUCGGACCGGACCGGACCGGACCGGACCCAAUGCGGAAGGGACUUCGGCCUCGUAGAGUGAAAACUUAGCUUUAGUCGACGACGGACGAACCCAUCGCUUCCUCAGAGCAGUUUUUAGCGAGGUGGGUCACCUCCCCUUCCUCCUUUUCUUUUCUUUUUUUUUUUUUUAACAGUCUCCGUAAACAAAGCAAACCCUCGAAGCCGAUUGGUCGGCCUCAACUUGACCAUGAGAAGUGGAGGGGAGGGGAACGAUGACGAAUCACUGGAAUAAAUGAAUAUGAAGGAACGGGGAUCUGUUACAUGUCCGAACGCUCCUCCGACGUCUCCUCGCUGCCUCGUCACCACCGUCGAGCCUCCGCUUAGCCGAGCCAAGAAGAUGCCACUGCAUUUUGUUUUAAGCUUCAUUUGUUUCCUCCGUGAUCGCCACACGUAGCUCGUUGCUGUCCGGUCUGUUGAAGGCUUAUAAUUUAUUCCCUUCCUUCGCUCCCUUUUCUUUCGUUUUCCCACUAUUUCUGAAAACACUGGAGAACAGAAGCGAACAUUCCUUCCUGUUGUUGUUUUCUUCUUUUCUUUUUUUUUUUCUCUCGGCACGUCGCUCUGAAAAUACGCAUGUCACCGUUUUGUUGUUUUGCUGCUAGUCCCGAGGAAAGAAGACGAAACCUGGGAACAUGAUUCAACAGUGGUUGGACAUUUCAAAAAGAAACAAAAGCAACUCCCUCUUCUCCGCUCCGCUUGUUGAGAUCACGCUUCAGAGAAAAAAGAGCCCCAACGUCCACAAAUCUUAUUCUCAUUUGUUUUCUUUAUUGUUUUUUCCAGGCGCUAACUCGAGUUGCUCUCCACUUUGUAACUAUGGAAAAAGAGUCUUUUAUGUGCGAUAAUUUAUGAACCAGCUUAUUAAAUAAAAAAACAAAAACAGAA
Molecule: messenger RNA, 4858 nt
Organism: Scophthalmus maximus (turbot)
Lineage: Eukaryota; Metazoa; Chordata; Actinopteri; Pleuronectiformes; Scophthalmidae
Gene: sec24b
Product: SEC24 homolog B, COPII coat complex component
Exons: 24
Coding region: 194-3895 (1233 amino acids)
Biological process (GO): intracellular protein transport; COPII-coated vesicle cargo loading; endoplasmic reticulum to Golgi vesicle-mediated transport
Cellular component (GO): endoplasmic reticulum exit site; COPII vesicle coat
Molecular function (GO): zinc ion binding; SNARE binding
Source: RefSeq, a predicted model, not a curated record